Molecule: messenger RNA, 324 nt
Organism: Clunio marinus
Lineage: Eukaryota; Metazoa; Arthropoda; Insecta; Diptera; Chironomidae
Source: the annotation of a GenBank genome assembly
AUGAAGAAGAAAAUAAAUUCUCGUCAGACAAAGAGUGACGUGGACUUUAAAUGCUUGUCAAAAUUCGAGCGAAGCUUUAUUGCUGUACAAAGUUUGGAACGAAAAUUUGCUUCCGUAGAUAAAAUAAGGAAUAAAAGCAACAUAAAUAAUGGAGUUAUCCUGAAUCAAAAUCAUCACAGCAUGAAAACACAAAAUUUCAAAACUUCAUCUCUGAGAUUUUCGGUCGACUAUGAGAAGAAUUUGUGCGCUGCACGACUCGCUUUACCUCAUGUGAUGUCAAAUGGAUGUUACGAAGCGCAAGAUCAUCAUUUUGAAUGGAAAUAG